Coregonus sp. 'balchen' is the source of this 14881-nucleotide messenger RNA. The record is from the annotation of a GenBank genome assembly. Lineage: Eukaryota; Metazoa; Chordata; Actinopteri; Salmoniformes; Salmonidae.
GGUGAUGACGUCCUGACAGUCAUCAAAAUGAAGGCUCAGUGGCCAGCCUGGCAACCCUUGAAUGUGUGAGUAGUCCAACAGCUACCUCCUCUAUCAUCUCUCUCUGUUUCUCUCACUAUCUCUCUGACUAACUCACUCACACUUUCUCCUGAGGGAUUUGAUCCGUCCUGCAGCAACGUCCUUUUUCCUUCCUCUCCCUCCCUCCUUUCUAUUUGCCACCCUCACCCUUCUUCUUUAUGCUCCUUCCAUGUUUUUCUCUCUUUUCACAUAUGCAUGAGUUAUACCACACUGCAAGGUCUUCUUCAUUGCUCAUCCACUCAACGUUGAAUCAUGCCUGGCCUCCCAAGCACACAAAUGAGGUAUCACAACUCAUUGAUCCAAAGUUCUGCACUCGACUUGUUGCUCUGUGCCUUUGAGUCACUUAAAAGUACAUGCCCUGAAUCUGAUAGCUCAUCUCCACAUGCACCAAGCUGAUCAGUGUGACUAGGCUUCCUUUAGACUCCUGCAUGCAUAAACCCUCAUUUAAUCUCUUAUUUAUGAGAAAGACAAGGAGCUAGUUAGCCCAGGUAGCUCAGAGAGAGAAGCAUCCUCAACACUCACAGAGGAUCCGAGUGUGAGACUCCAAAGAGAGCUUCCAAAGGAAGCCACAGCGAGGGACAGAGCCAAUCAAAUCCACAGAGGAUAAUAAGCUCACUAUCUUGUUUAUAUGCCAGCAAAUUAAUCGUAUCAUAAAGUGGCUGUGUAAAUGCAGAGGAAAUCAAAUCAACUGGUGUAGGGGAUGGGUGGUAGGAAAGGGAGGAGAAGAGGAGGGGAAGAGGCGAGGAGGAGAAGAGGCGAGGAGGGGAAGAGGAGAGGAGGAGAAGAGGAGAGGAGGGGAAGAGGAGAGGAGGAGAGGAGAGGAGGAAAGGAGGGGAAGAGGAGAGAAGGUUUUUCUUCCUUGAAAGUAGAGUACAGAAAUGGUUAAGUGCAUAUUUUGCUCCUGCAAUUGAAGGAUAUUUCUUUUUAUUCUUUAAAAUGAUUCUGUUGGGAUUGCAUACGAUUUUUGUUUUUACAUGUUCGCACAUGUUUUUGAACGUGUUUAUAAAUGUUGUUUGUACGUGUUUCUACGUGUGAUUCAUAAAGUUUGUGUGUGAAUUAGUGAAGGGGGCUUGUGUUACUGCACUUGUGUGUACAUAUGUAUGUAUGUGUGUGGGUUAAGAGGGUGUGUGUUUUGAUGAUGAGUGAAAGAACUCCUGGAGGGGAUUUUCUCCAUCAAGGUUAAGGGCCUCCUGCAGGCUCCUGUGUAUCAAGACAUCAGGCUGACCUAUUUUACACAGCUGCCUGCCAAUUAACAAACCCACUUACCCUGCCUUUGAAAAAGAGAAAGAGGGAGAAAAAAUAAAUAAACAGAGAGAGAGAGAGAGAGAGAGAGAGAGAGAGAGCAAGAGAGAGAGAAAUAGACGUUGAUUAAUUAUCAGUGGUGAGAAAACCAGCUCUUUAUUACGUAGGCAGAUUGUUAGAGAUGGAGCUUCAGGUUCAGGGAUAUCUGGGAUCAGUGUUGGGUUAGGAAGGGUUUGGAAGAACUAGAACAUUAAUGAAUACACUGAGUUUAUAUAACCACAUUUCUUUACCUGUCUCUUUAUCAAUCUUCCCUUCUAGUGCCUUUGUUCCACAGUGAUCCCUUCUAUUGAUUUGGAACUUAAGUGGUCAUCUUAAGAGAGAUGUGGUGGCUGGAGCAAAGGAAAGGGAGAGAGAGAAAGUCAGAGGAGGGUGGAGAGGGAGUGAGGGAGGUGGGUGAGUGGAGGGGUGCAGAUAUGACAUCCAUUAUUACACACAGCAGAGCUGUCUCCUGAGACUCAUAACAUGUUAAAGGGAAAGGAAGAGAGCGAGAGAGAGAUAGAGAAAAAUUUACCAAAAUAGGGAAAGAUGGACGCAGAGAGAGAGCAACAGAGAAAGAUAUAUGUUCAGAGAGAGAGAGGGAGGAAUAGAACGUAAGAGAGGUGGGAAUUCCACCAGGGCUGUCUCCAACCAACCAACCAACCGCUCCAUGCCGCCACACCAAGGUCAGCAUCAGGGUCAACACGGAGAUUGAUUGCUGGCGCUAUCGUUGAGGAAAGCUCGCCUAAUUAAAAACGCUGUGGCACACUGAUGAAAUUACCCACUGCCCGCCUCAUUUGCAUACACGCCAGGGGAUUGACCGGGCUCGUCUUGGCAGGAAUCAAUUUCCUGUGUGUUGUGUUCCCGUUCCUCCUCCUUCCCUCCGGCCAUGUUUUAUUGACGUGUAAACACAUAAUUCUCCCUGCCUGUCGUUUUCACAAUGUCCUUUUAAAUGACAUGUUUGCUUUUGCCCUCCCCGGCUGGAUUGAUGAGGAGUACAUUUUACACAGUGAACUGGAGACUCAGGGUCGCUGCAGCUGCUUUCCACUUUGAGUUUAAGGUCUGUGUCUGUCUGUCUGUCUGUCUGUCCUUGGUAGGUGAAACGCGUUUGAGAGGACGUCUGGUUUCAUCUGGUUUCACUCUCAGUCCCACUGGUCUACCUGCACUUCUAGAUAACCUGACAUAAUCCGCUUCCAUGUUCCUCUGGGAAUAUGUAUAUCUCACACGUACACCUGUCACCUGUGCACACACGUAGGCAUCCGAGCACACACACACAUGCACACACACGCACUCGUAUGGUCAGGUGCCACAAAGAGGGACUUAGGAAAAUUACAAUUGGCUCAGAACAGGGCAGCACGGCUGGCCCUUAAAUGUAGAUGGAGAGCUAACAUUAAUAACAUGCAUGUCAAUCUCUCAUGGCUCAAAGUGGAGGAGAGAUUGACUUAAUCACUACUUGUUUUUGUAAAAAGUGUUGACAAGCUGAAUGCACGAGCUGUCUGUUUAAACUACUAGCACACAGCUCGGACACCCAUGCCUACCUCACAAGACAUGCCACCAAAGGUCUCUUCACAAUCCCCAAGUCAAGAACAGACUAUGGGAGGCACACAGUACUACAUAGAGCCAUGACUACAUGGAACUCUAUUCCACAUCAGGUAACUGAUGUAAGCAGUAGAAUCAGAUUUUAAAAAACAGAUUCAAAUACAGCUUAUGGAACAGCGGGGACUGUGAAGAGACACACACACAGGCACAGACACACAUACACAUACACAUGAUAAGACACGCGCUCUACACACAUGUACACAUGGAUGUUGUAUUGUAAAUAUGUGAUAGCAGAGUAGUGGCCUGAGGGAACACACUUAAUGUGUUGUGAAAAGUGUUAUGAAAUGUAAUGUAAUGUAUUAUUUUAAAUUGUAUGUAACUGCCUUAAUGUUGCUGGACCCCAGGAAGAGUAGCUGCUGCCUUGACAGGAACUAAUGGGGAUUCAUAAUAAAUACAAAAAAUACAAAUACUCAGGCACACAUGCACACACACACACCUGCACCUUAGAGACUAUUUGAACCUCAGAGAAUAUCUGCAUCUUAUCUGCACUGACUCUCCAGACAUCCAACCCAUACACACAAACGCACGCAUGCACAAACACACACACACACACACACACACACACACACACACACACACACACACACACUCACGCACACACAGUUAACACUGCUGUUCUAUAAUAUACUAUUUAUUCAACUGUGCGACCAAGACACUAUCCACUUUAUAUUUGUAACAUAGUCAUACUUGACAUUUAUACUGUAUAUCCUAUUGUGUAGACAUCACCUUUAUUACUAUGCAUACAACAUUCCUCUAAUUACUUGUUAGUUUUGAUUGACCUUUGAUUAAUAUUGAUUGAUAUUGUAAUGCCAUGUUGAGGGGCUAGCACGCAAGCAUUUCACUGCACCUUUUAUACCCGCUGUAAACUGUUUAUGUAACAAAUAACAUUUGAUUUGACACACACACAACAACAAUGUGUCACACAAUGUGCUAGUGACACAGACAGAGCAGCCCCUGUGGGAAUCUUUGUCCCUGGGCGGUGUUCUCUGUCUCUGUCAAAGUACAGAGCCAUUCCUCUCUCAAACACACAUUCGAGCAUGAAGGCAAGCAUGCACACACACUCUCCAGAGCCUCAAUGUACUCAGACGGUCCCCACAGAAAACAGCCUACACCCCUCUCUUUCUCUCCAUCUUCCUCUCUUUGUCCAGUCCUGUCCUCCAAUACACGGUAAUAAUCACCUCUAAGGAUGUGUAAGAGCUCUAAUCUUCUGGGAACACACAGCAGGCUGCCAGCCGUCCCCUCAUCCCCCUCACCGCGUGUCACCGCGUCCCUUUGCUCAGCUCAGCCAGUCUCGGAGGCCUUGGGUUUAUCUCUGACGGCCACAUUGGUCCCAACACAAAGCCGACUUGUAACUGACAGGGUGGCAGGAGAGAUAGGGUGUAGGAGGGUGGGAGGUAUAUAUCAACCCCUGAUAAACUUUCAUUAGAAAUGCUGUGGUUUGGUACUAGGAAAAAGUAUUCCUGAACAGACAUUUUGUGUUUGUGACGAUGUGGUGACUGUGUGUCUUCUGUGUGUGUUGCCGUGUGCAUUAUUGUGCUUGUGACUGUCUGUGAACUAGCGCACACGUCACAACAUUCUCUGUUGCACACACACACACACACACACACACACACACACACACACACACACACACACACACACACACACACACACACACACACACACACACACACACACACACACACACACACACACACACACACACACAUACACAUACACACAUACUUGUGGCUCUCUGCCACCAGUAAAAUCUUUAGGGGUGUUUAUUACUCAUUACCUCUGGCUGGCAGCUCUGUGUUGAACUGUUGUAGGGGGUGAGCUGGAUGCGCAGAGCAUGCCAGAGGCAGCAAAGAAACUUCUCUACAUCUCUGUGGACUUCAGUACCCCUUCUCUCAUCCUUUCAUCGUUCUUCAUCUCCCUUUCCUUGCUAUCCCUCUUUCUCUUUUCAUGCUUUUUAGGAACUUCAGUCAGUAUUUCUGUUCUCUCUCUCUCCCUCUCUCUUCCUCUCUCUUUAUCUCGCUCUCAACUCUCUCUCUUCUCUCUUCCACUUUUCACAUUUAGUCAUUUAACAGGCACCCUUAUCCAGAGUGACUUGCAAUCAGUGCAUUGAUCAACUAAAGGUAGGUAGAACAUCAUAUAUCACAACUUUUGCAAUUGUGACCUUCUUCAAAAUAGUCCCUUCUCUCUGUCCUCCAGUCGUGCUGCCCCGUCGGCUGAGUUCUCAGUGGACCGUACCCGUCACCUGAUGUCCUUCCUCACCAUGCUGGGGCCCAGCCCUGACUGGAACGUGGGGCUGUCUGCAGAGGAUCUCUGCACCAAGGAGUGUGGUUGGGCCCAGAGGGUUGUCCAAGAUAUGAUCCCCUGGGAUGCAGGCACCGACAACGGGGUCACUUACGAGGUCAGUGACCCCCUCAAAAUGUUACAACUACACGUUCUAAUAUUCACACUAUCUCUACCACAGGGAUUCUAACCAUAACACUGGAGCGCAAGCCCCAGACAUCACACAUCACUCACACCACCUACUGUAUUAUAUCACACUUUCUUAUAGGGCUGGGAAUUGCCAGGGACCUCACGAUACCAUAUUAUCACGAUACUUAGGUGCCGAUACGAUAUGUAUUGCGAUUCUCACGAUUCUAUAUGUAUUGCUAUUCGACACUGCGAUGUUACUGCGAUUCGAUGUUCCAAACAUAUGUCUGCUGCAGAGGGACAAGAGAGAGCCAUGAGAAAAUGAGUUUUGAUCAGUCAUGGAAAUUAAAGUGCUGGAAACAAAUUGGCUCAGUAUUUAAAAAGAAGAUGAAGCAAAAGCUAUGAAGGAAAAAUACUGGAAUUUUGGUGCAUGUACAGCCGACUAGUGCGAAAAUAAUAUUGCGAUAUAGUCAAAAAUAAUAUUGCAAUACACUGAGUAUACAAAACAUUAGGAACACCUUUCUAAUAUUGAGUUGCACCCCCUUUUGCCCUCAGAACAGCCUCAAUUCGUCGAGGCAUGGACUCUACAAGGUGUCGAAGGAGUUCCACAGGGAUGCUGGCCCAUGUUGACUCCAAUGCGUCCCACAUUUGUAUCAAGUCGGCUGGAAGUCCUUUGGGAGGUGGACCAUUCUUGAUACACACGGAAAACUGUUGAGCGUGAAAAACCCAGCAGCGUUGCAGUUGUUAACACACUCAAACCGGUGCGCCUGGCACCUACUACCAUACCCCGUUCAAAGGCACUUAAAUAUUUUGUCUUGCCCAUUCACCUUCUGAAUGGCACACAUACACAAUCCAUGUCUCAAUUGUAUCAAGGCUUAAAAAUCCUUCUUUAACUUGUCUCCUCCCCUUCAUCGACACUGAUUGAAGUGGAUUUAACAAGUGACAUCAAUAAGGUAUUAUAGCUUUCACCUAGAUUCACCUGGUCAGUCUGUCAUGGAAAGAGCAGGUGUUCCUAAUGUUUUGUACACUCAGUGUAUAUGUCAAUAUAUAAUUUUUCCUUAUUGGUAGACUGGUAGGGGAGCCUUUGCUGUGCUAUGUGAGCUCACAGACAGACCUCUGGCUGAUCCCUGGGAGUUCACAGACGAACCUGUUGAACUGUUUCUCCCCUGCUUGAUUUGGCUCGCCCCACCAAUGAUUUCACUCAUAUCAAAUGUCUGAAGCCUCAUACAUACUUACAGUGUACUUGGGUAGAAGAAAGAACAAGUUGUGUAAGAACCAGUCAAGAGUUAUGAAAUAAGGUUGUAGAGUGUUUUAUUAUUGAACAGUGUCUAUAUAUUUUAGUGGUUUUAGGAAGCCUGAAGUUGAAGUUUGGAGUUUGUUCUCUCUCACUGUGUGACUCUGCUCUCCACUGGUGUGAAAUAGUAUGAUUUAUGUAAUGAUGUAGCAUCCACAAACUGUACAUUGUAAUGGAUGGUUUUGCCUGCCAUAUAACAUAUCGGAAGUUCAAAGGUGUGACAGAUUUUAAUCACCAUAAAAACACCAGCACUUUUACAAAGUUACAUGUCAUCCCUUUAUGUUCAGACUAGUGGAUGGCUUGUUUUCCAGUGCUGUGCCUUCAGAAGCCCUGUGGCUGUGUUUGCUGUGUUAGCCCCCUGCUGGCAGACCUUUGCUGCAGACUAAUGACAACAGUUUCACCACAUAACCCCAUAAAUCAUAGUGUCCCUGACCCAGAUCUAUGAAUUCAUGUUGUUUUAGUGGAUGUGGCUUUGUGACUUGUAUAAUCUAGGUUUGCCAGUCCUAGGAGGCCAUAUGUUAUUUGUCCUGGGACGAGACUAUGUAGAUGUGUUGCAUGCCUCCAUAUUGCACAUGAAGAGACCUAUUGCAACCUUUCAUUUAUUUUUUAUUGUUUUUAUUUUUAUUUAUUUCACCUUUAUUUAACCAGGUAAGUACAAGGUUAUCUGCAAAGACAUGUUUUAUCACUGAUAUCAUGACACUCUUCCUCAAUACUACAAUGGAACACAUAUUGACAUGAAAAGCACAGUCAUGUAUGUUGACUCUUCAUUUGUGUGUGUGUGUGUUCUGUCCUCCAGUCUCCCAACAAGCCCACAGUCCCUCAGGAGAAGAUCCGCCCCCUGACCAGCCUGGACCACCCCCAGAGCCCCUUCUACGACCCUGAGGGGGGCGCCAUCACCCCCGUGGCCAGGGUAGUGGUGGAGCGCAUCGCCCGAAAGGUCUGUUCAUCCAAUCAUCUCUCUCCAUUCCUUCCCUUCCUUUGGCUGCUAUAUCUCUCCCACUUUUCUUGUCUCUUUCCUCUUUCUUUGCUUACUUCACUUCCUAUUUCCAUCCUCCUUCUGUCUCACUCUCUACUCACUCCUCUUGUUCCUUCCCUCCAGCUGUCACCAACACAACCUGAUUUCAUGCACAUCAAGGCAUGUUUGAGGUUCGCUCUAAGAUCUCGAAGCGGUUACAAACUUUUGAUUAUGUGCCUGUGUUCAUAAGGUUGUUUCGGUAUACGAUUCAAAAUGAAAUGGUAAACAAACAGCACAAUGGAGCAUAUUGGUGUAUUGAACUAGAAAUGUCAACUUAAAAGCUUCAGACACUAGAGGAAGAUACAUAUUUUUCCAUCUGAGAAGAACGUAACUUUAUUUUUACUCCCUCUGCAUUGUUCCAGUGCCUAACUGAAGAAGUUGUGGAUCAAUACAGCUGUAGAUAUAGAUGUUAGUUGUACAGGUGCAGUUUGAAGAGAGCAGGUAUUGAACAGUGAUGUAAAUGUCAGUGGACUAUAGCAUUUACACAGCAUCGAGCCAAGCAGACUCAACUGGAAUCUCUCCAUCUACUCUCUCAUAGCCUUUACCAAUAUAUUGAUCCUCACACACUGAAGCAUGCAGGUACAAGCACACAUGUGCACGCUCAAUCGCACACACACACACAGCAACCCCCUCCCACACCCACACACACACACCCUAUCACUCUGAUCGUUUGUCACUUGCCCUAAGCGGACAUCUGUUGUUAUGACAGCUGAAUGCCAUUAUCAGCAUGUCCCCAUAUCACCUCCCCGUUCGCUAGAAAGAUAGAUAACUACAUACGCUAGCUAGAUAGCGACAACGUGUAUCUGUGAGCUCCAGCCAAGGUGAGAGAUACAUCAGCUGACCUCCCUGUUUACCCCCUUCUCUGUCUGAUAGCCGCCAGAGGCAAACGGAGGAUCUUAUCACAACAGAGUGGUAUGUAUUCCACAACCCAGGCCUGUGUUUGUCUGUCCGCAGGGCGAGCAGUGCAACAUCGUGCCUGAUAACGUGGACGACAUUGUGGCUGAUAUCGCCCAGGAGGAGAAAGAGGAAGGUCUGUGUCUCUCUUUAUCUCUCUCCGCCCUCUGUGUCCCUGUAUCUCUUCAAAUCUGCCAACAAAGGUUGGAACAGAGGAGCGAUAAGCAAGAGAGAGGAGAAAGGCAUGUCUCUCUCUCUCGCUCUCUCGCUCUCUCUCGCUCUCUCACUCUCUCUCUGUCUGCCCAUCUCCAGGCAUGGGAGAUUAGAACCAGAGCUUGAGAAACAGUUCAAUUAGUUAACCCAGCCAGCACAAUCGUCCUCCAUGUUGCCUUUUCUCUCUCUCUCUCUUUCAUGGGAAAGCUGCACAGAUGGAAUCAUAUGCAGAUUUGAUCAGUAGUGGCAUUUUCAUUAAAUCAAUAAGGCUGCAGUUGAGAUUGUUCCAAGUGAAUUGUCGCUCCUUAACAUGUCCCAGGGACAUACAUGUUUGAUUUGAUUUGAGUCAGAUUAAUGUUUCAAUAGCACAUCACUUAGUGAGGAGGGGCUUAGGCACCCAACACACACCUGAGGAAACACAUAACUACUUAUGACUUUGAACAUUUGUGUUUAUGCCCUUCAUCAACAUUAUUUUAUUAAUGUCUUUCUCCUUCUCUCUCUCUCUCUCUCUCUCUCUCUCUCUCUCUCUCUCUCUCUCUCCUCUAAUCCCUUUCUCUCUCCUCCUCUGCCACCCUUUCUUCCCCCUCCCUCCCUCCCUCCUUCCCUCUCUCUCUCUCUCUCUCUCUCUCUCUCUCUCUCUCUCUCUCUCUCUCUCUCUCUCUCUCUCGCUCUCUCUCUCUCUCUCUCUCUCUCUCUCUCUCUCUCUCUCUCUCUCUCGUUCCCACAUUCCCUCCCUUCAGACGACACUCCAGAGACGUGUAUCUACUCCAACUGGUCUCCCUGGUCAGCUUGCAGCUCAGCCACCUGUGACAAGGGCAAGAGGAUGAGACAGAGGAUGCUGAAGGCCCAGCUGGACCUCAGUGUACCCUGUCCUCACACCCAGGACUUUGAGCCCUGCAUGGGGCCCGGCUGCAGCGACGAGGGUCAGUAUGUUGGAUGUACUAGGCAGCUCAUGAGACAUGGCGGGGUUUCGAACACAGGUUAACCUGAGAUUUACAAGACUGUGUUAGCCUCCUGAGCUAAAGCCGAUAUAUUAGCUCAGGGAACUAACGCAAGUCUCCGUCAACACGUGAGCGUGGUUCACCGAACCACAUCCGUUACACAUUUAUAGUGACAUGAACACAUAUAGUACAAUACAACCUUGGAUACAAUCUGGAAAUGUGUAUUUCUUGUUGCUGUCUCGGUGUAUAAACACCCAUCUAAAAAUAAACUUCAACAUCUGACCACCAAGCCCCUUUAUGAGCUCUAGGAGCUUUACUAGUGUGGACGUCAUCUUUGGUAGCAUUUCAUAGGUUAUUGCAACGAGUCAGACAGGGAAAGGUAAAAUCUGGUUCAGUGCAGGUCUUUAUUGGUGUGGGGUCAUCGAUAAAGCCCUCAGCUCGUUUGUAGCUCGGCCAAUAAAGUUGUAGCAUCAUAGAGGUGAGGGGGACGCUGUGUUUCUGAGACAAGCCUAUAAAAUGUGUAAUGAGCUAAAGCUGCCGGGAGCCCACAGUGGAUACUAAGGCUUUAUUAAAAGACACAUAACAAAUUAUGAGAAUACACACAGGGGACAACAUGUCUUUGCUGCUUGCAGUGAAAGACUAAUGAAUAAUCAAAUAGGCUUGGGUAUGAGUGUGUGUGUGUGUGUGUGUGUGUGUGUGUGUGUGUGUGUGUGUGUGUGUGUGUGUGUGUGUGUGUGUGUGUGUGUAUGUGUGUGUGUGCGUGUGUGUGUGCGUGCAAGUGGAAGUAUGCCCAAUCUGGCGUAAUGAAAAAUAUCAGACCCACAAUGAAUAUAAAUUCAAUAGAAGGCAUCUUCUCAUUGACAAACAAUAUCAAGAGUUGACCUUGAAUCUCUGGAGGUGGUCUAUCUUCACUUCCACCUAUUAGUACAUUAUUGAUAUAAUAUAUCUUGUCCCCUUCACACAUUGUCCUUAAACAGCAUCCCACUUAUUACCAUGGAGAUCUGGCUCCCUUCACUUUGAAUGGUCUGUUAAAGAACUCUAUUGAGUCAUAAUUCAUAAUUGAUUCAUAAUACAGAGGUUUAGCUGGCGUGUGUGUGUGUGUAUGUGUGUGUGUGAUGCAUGCACACACACAAUGCUCUUAUUCAGGGCUCUUAUUCAUGAUUAGCUUAUUAUUAAUGAUUAAUUAAUGAUUUGCUCAUCUUAUUAAUGAGCUGCUUUAUUGAGCAGAACUAAAUGAGUCUUUCAGUCUGGGGAGGGAGGGUUUAGAUAUAAAUCCACGUGAGUCUCACCCAGAACGACUCUUUCCCUCCCUCCCUCCCUCCCUCCCUCCCUCCCUCCCUCCCUCCCUCCCUCCCUCCCUCCCUCCCUCCCUCCCUCCCUCCCUCCUGAACAUAAUGCAACAACAGCAGGGGGUGGUUAUAAAUGAGCAGAAACAUGUCUGUUACAUAAAUGCAUUCACAUCUUAUGCAUGUUUAAAGCUCUUGGGUAAGACUUUGGGUACAGGUGUACUGGUACAAGCUCUUGUAAUGGCCAUGAGCUGACAUAGAUGCUCAUAGUCUUGUAUUGUCUUACUAUGAUAAAUGAGACUAACAGGAGGCCCUAUAGUGUAGAUGCAUCAUACACUGGUUGAUUAUAUAAAGUGUGAUGUAGCUACUAACACUGCAAGGACAUUAAAAUCCUGAAUGCAACUAAAAUGCCAUAACUGACCGUGACCUUUUGCCCUUUGCCCCCGACCUCUCAGAAGGGUCCACCUGCAUGAUGUCAGAGUGGAUCACCUGGUCUCCGUGCAGCAUGUCAUGUGGGAUGGGCAUGCGCUCCCGGGAACGCUAUGUCAAGCAGUUCCCUGAUGAUGGCUCUGUGUGUACCUUACCUACUGAGGAGAAUGAGAAGUGUAUUGUGAACGAGGAGUGCAGUGAGUAGCUUUCACCCCUGAAAUCAAUGGUUCACAAAAAAACUGAACAAAACUAACUGGGCCUCAUUUGUUGUUUGUUUGUAUGAGUCAUUUAUCACACACAUUGCUGCAUUUAUCAAAGUUUUUGUUUUUAAUCAGGUAAACAAACAAUUUCCGAGGUAUAGGAAAUGUUUGAUUAAUCUGUGUAUUUCUAUGCUGUUGAUAAAUGAGGCCCAUUGUGUGCAUCAAUUCUCAGUGGAAGAGCAUCUGCUAAAUUAUUCAAAUGCACUGCUCAAACUAUUAGAAUAAUGUAUAAUUAUGCAGGAUUGAAACAUGAUUACAGGACAAAGUAAUGCAUAUGUGGAUUAAGCUCUGCCUCUCCCAUUGAACACACCCUCUCCCCCUCUCUUCCUCUCUCCCAUUCUUCCCUCUCCUCUCUCCUCUCCCCCCCUUCUCAUUCACUCCUCCUCUUCCUUUCCCCAUCUCCACCUUUUCCCCUUUUAACUGUUUUACCCCCCGUCUCCCUCUCUUCAGCCCCCAACAGUUGUCUGGUGACAGAGUGGGGUGAGUGGGACUCCUGCAGUGCCACCUGUGGGCUGGGCAUGAAGAGGAGGGAACGCAUGGUGAAGAUGCCUCCCCCGGACGGCUCCAUCUGUGGGGCUGAUGUGUUGGAGGUGGAGAAGUGCAUGAUGCCAGAGUGUCGUGAGUAACACACACACACAGAUAAGCACAUGCACACUUAUACACACGUACACAUACACACACACACUCACACUCACACACCACAACAAAUGCCAACCAGAUGAAAUAAUAUAGACACUGAUUCUGUGUGUGUCCUGUGUGCACAGACACCAUCCCCUGUAUGCUGUCUCCGUGGUCUGACUGGAGUGACUGCAGUGUGACGUGUGGGAAGGGCAUGAGGACGAGGCAGCGCGUGCUCAAGUCUCCUGUGGAGCUGGGAGAGUGUACAGAGGACCUGGAGCAGGUGGAGAAGUGCAUGCUGCCAGAGUGCCGUAAGUAACAUUCACACACACACACAUUGGAGCGAACCUACUUUAUUCAUGUGUGGACACACCAACUGAAACAGUACUGCACAUGUAUAAUUCAUGAUAAUACUGAUUAGUAUCUUUAUUGUGCAACCUAGCAUCCGUCUGCUUAUAAUACACUCCCUAUCAUACGUCACAAACACAUUUAAAACACACUUGGCUUGUUAGUGUAUACACAUCUGUUUGACAUCUGUGUUAGGAGUGCCCAUAGUCUCAUCUCCAGCCCAAACUCUCCCAGAUAGUGUUAUCAUGGGAAUACCCUGGUGGGUUAUUAGCUGGUUUAUAUGAGAGGGAACAGCUUCCUCAAGCUGCUCCUCCAUUGGAACCCAGAAGUGCACAUGUGCUCUCACAUUUAAGCCUGACUUAAUAGGAUAUUUAUAAAUUCUAGUCAGGAACGAGACUGGCAGACACAUUACCACAGGAAAAUACUCUCUUUAGUCUCUCCUUUCUCCUGUUCCCUAGAAAAUAAGGGAGCUAAUUUCAGGGAUGUAUUGUGAAGAACGGGAUUAAAAAGCAGAAAUAACCAGCUUUAACUUUGUCAGACUUGUCACUGUAUUGGGGUGAAAAAGCUUGUUAACUGGUCUUCCCUCAGUCUUAGCGAGGGGAUAAAGCUGGCAGUAUUAUUCUGGCCAGCCCUAAUCAUCCUUGCAGUUCGUAAGAAUGUUCUUGUUGUGGACAUAAGUCAGAUAAUUUGUUUCCAGGGGAUUCAUAUUGUGUUAUGUGUAGAACAAGGAACUCUAAUGCGAAGUCAUAAGGUGUAUUUACAAGCUUUCUUCCCAUAUUAACUCUUCACCUUUCUUACUCCACCCUGUCCUCCUCUUUCAUUAUCUCUCAUCCCCCCUCUCUUCUCUCUCUCUCUCUCUGUCUCUUCUCUCUCUCUCUCUGUCUCUUCUCUCUCUCUCUCUCUCUCUGUCUCUCUCUCUCUCUCUCUCUCUCUGUACAGCGACAGACUGUAUGGUGUCAGAGUGGACGGAGUGGUCUGAGUGUAACAAAUCCUGUGGUAAAGGUCACAUGAUCAGGACGCGCAUGGUGAAGCUGGAGCCCCAGUUCGGAGGGGACUCGUGUCCCGAGACAGUACAGAGGAAGAAGUGUAAGAUCAGGAAGUGUAACCGCGGCGGUGGCCAGGGCCAGGUCAACAGCGACGAGAAGAAACGACGCAAAGAGGCGAGGGAGAAGAGGAGGAGCAAACAGGGGGGUCGACAGGGGGAGGAGACCACGUCGACCGCUGAACACCCAGGUUGGUGGGACUCAUUAUCACCACCAUAACCGUCAGCAGCAGUGUUAUAGUCAUUACCAUUUUCAUAAUCAUCAACGAUGUAAUCAUCAUCAAGCUAAAUCAUAGAGUGCGGUUACAUGCACACAAUAAUGUGAUUAUUGUGGAUAGUUAGAUAUAAUAUAAUAGUUUGAUUAAAACGUUUACAUGCUUUGCAUGAAGAACGAUUUCCCUAUUAAUCCUGUUUACAUGGACACAUCUGAAAUCAGGCAACCUGAUGGCACUCUGAUAAAUGCAGAAAAUCGGCAAUCAAAAUAAAAGUUCUACCACAGCAAGCAUGUUAUUUUUGGGAUGCAUAUUUGAUUCUGAGUUCGGACAUACACACUUAACUUGCGCUAAAGAGGGUGGCUCGCUGGGCUGGUGCUAUCACAUGCACAGAUUAAAUACACCGCUGGUACACCGAUUAAGGUGUUUACAUGUCCUAAGAAUUAACACAAAAGUUGCUCUGAAAACCAGGUGUUUUAAUCGGCGUAUGCUUACUUCUUUUGACCUUGCCCAGAUGAUCUGCCUACUGCCAUAAUUAGUUUAAUAUUGAAUUAUUAGUGUGCAUGUAAACGUGCUCAUAGAAAACUAAAUCACAGUCAGUUUUGAUAGUCAGUAUCUUCAAUAUGAUCAUUGCUAUUCUUUAACAAGGAACAAUUUUCCAUGAAAAACCAUUAAAUGUCUUUCUCCAUGAUUUCUCUCUCUCUCUCUCUCUCUGUCUCUCUCUCUCUCUCUCUGUCUCUCUCUCUCUUACUCUCACUCUCACUCUCACUCUCACUCUCACUCUGACUCUCACUCUCUGGUCAGGCUGUAAAAUGAGGCCGUGGUCCAGCUGGACAGACUGUACCAAGCUGUGUGGCGGGGGGAUCCAGGAGCGGCUAAUGACAGCCAAGAGGAGGUUUAAGAGCGCUCAGCUCCCCAGCUGCAAGGACAGGAAGGAGAUCCGAGCGUGUAACGUGCACCCCUGCUAG